Molecule: messenger RNA, 2277 nt
Organism: Schistosoma rodhaini
Lineage: Eukaryota; Metazoa; Platyhelminthes; Trematoda; Strigeidida; Schistosomatidae
Source: the annotation of a GenBank genome assembly
CAAUAUUAAAAAGCAUGACAAAUACUAAAGUGCAAGAGAAAAUUAGGUUCUUUUCAGCACGAUCUGUUAAUAACUUAUCAGACAUUGGGAGUUCUUUGAAAUUGUUUUAGCUAACUAAGUUAUUGUACUUAUUAAUCGGUGAAAAAAUGAGUUGUGUAACGAGAGUGUUCUGUUGCAAAUGCCGUUACGUAAUCGCUACAAUGGGAUUUAUCAACCUAAUUCUGAUUUACAUGAUGAGAGUUGACCUAAAUGUCACAAUGCUUGCCAUGGUUAAUGAUACAGUUGACAAAACGUCCACAAAUCAUAAGUCAUUUUUUUGUUCUGACUUUUAUAAUUACACGAGUCUUACGAACACUGAGGUAUACUUCAUUAAAUCGGAUAAUACUUCUAUGCAGAUUAAUGCAGGAGAGUUUAAUUGGAAUAGGUUGACACAAGGCCUGAUAUUAGGAGCAUUCUUCUGGGGUUACAUUUUAACUCAAAUCCCAGGUGGAAUAUUAGCGUUUCGUUUUGGUCCUAAAUGGAUUAUUUUUUCUAGUUUAUUUGGAUGUGCUAUCACAGAAUUUUGUAUACCAACUGCAGCACGUAUUCGUGUUGAAUUAUUAAUUACUUUACGUGUUAUACAAGGUCUUCUUCAGGGUGUAGUGAUGCCGAAUACAGGGUGUUUAGUUGGAAAUUGGUCACCACCAAGUGAAAAAAGUCGAUUUACCACAUUCGUUUUCUCAGGUUUAGUAAUUGGUGCUGUUAUUGGUCAAUCAUUGGCUGGUGUAAUUUCACAACCAAGAUUAGUUCAUUCGACUGAUUUAACAACUCCAACGUAUAUUUCCUAUUGGCCUUAUGUUCAUUAUAUUUAUGGUAUAAUCGCUGUAGUCUUCUCUGGAAUCUGGACUGUUUUAGUAUUUAAUAGUCCUAAUCAACAUCCAUGGAUUAGUUCAAGUGAGAAACAAUAUAUUUUAUCAACAUCAGUACAUAAUAAUUCUGAAAAUGAUAACAAGUCAGGAAGAAUGACAAGUGAUAUGGUGAAUCCACCUGAUUCAAGAAGUCUAGAUAACAUUUCAGUUGAAACGAAAGUUUUAUAUAAAAAUCCAGUUCCAUGGGGUCAAAUAUUUAAAUCAUCUCCUGUUUGGUCAAUUCUAAUUUGUCAUGUUUGUUUCAAUUGGUCUUUUUAUUCGUUAAUUACGUCUAUGCCUACUUAUAUGUGUCGGGUCUUAGGAUUCAGUAUGACUGAAAAUGGUCUCCUAUCAUCUAUUCCGUAUAUUGCACAAUCUAUUGUCAGUUUAAUUGCCGCCUAUCUGUCAGAUUUUUUGAUCGCUAAACAUUUUUUAUCUACCACUUCGGUGCGCAAAUUAAAUAAUGUCAUAGCAUUGGGUGGCCUUGGUUUAGGUUUAAUAUCUGUCAGUCUAGUUGGAUGUAAUCGGAUGGCUGCUAUUGUUUUAUUCUCUGUUACAAUUGGUUUAAUGGGAUUUUCUUUGGCUGGUUAUGGAUCAAAUGCUUUGGAUUUAGCCCCAAUUUACAAUGGUAAUAUAAUUUCAGUAACCAAUACUGCUGCUACUCUGCCAGGUAUUUUUGGACCACUAGUAAUCGGUUAUGUAACAAGAAAUAGUUCAAGCAUUCACAAUUGGAUGAUUGUUUUCGGUAUAGCCGCUGGAAUAGCAUGGUUUGGUGCACUAAUGAAUUUAUGGUUAACAAGUGGUGAAAUUCAACCAUGGGGUCGAUUAAUUUAUAUAAAAAAUACUAAUAAUAAUCCAUUGAAUAGACAAUCUUCAAUAACUACUGGUAAUACUUCACCAAAAUUUCAAAAUAUUGUUACCAAUGAAACUGAGAAUCAUUAAUCUUAGCGAAUUCAGUGGUAAAUACUAUUCAUUAAACAUUCUCAACUACAUGAUUUCUGUAUUCAAUUUUAAUUGUAUUUUGAAUUAUUAAUGUAAAACAUGAGAGAAUGAUUUGUUUUCUUGAAGAAAGAAGACCUAUGGUCAAAAUGAGUCUUCCAGUUUCCUUUUUUUUUCUAUUAUACUUUUAUACUUAUAUCCCUUGACAUAUUUGUAUGUACAUAAAUCUUAUAAAUGUAAUAGAAUUUCAUUACAAAAAGAUGUUAGUUACUUACAAAAUGUCAUCAUUCACUUUGAAACUCUUAAAAUAAUGAAGAAUUCUCAUUUUAUAAAACGAUAACAAAUUGUUAUAUUGUGUGAACUCAUAAUAUAUAUGAAUGUGCAAUUAGAGAGGAGUUAAUCUUAUUGAUCGAACACAAAUGAUACUUAAAAUCGUACGAGCAGUCUUGAU